Molecule: messenger RNA, 3407 nt
Organism: Habropoda laboriosa
Lineage: Eukaryota; Metazoa; Arthropoda; Insecta; Hymenoptera; Apidae
Gene: LeuRS
Product: leucine--tRNA ligase, cytoplasmic
Exons: 15
Coding region: 33-3407 (1124 amino acids)
Biological process (GO): leucyl-tRNA aminoacylation
Molecular function (GO): leucine-tRNA ligase activity; ATP binding; aminoacyl-tRNA deacylase activity
Source: RefSeq, a predicted model, not a curated record
AAAAAUUUCUUGCUACAUUUCCUUUUCCUUAUAUGAAUGGAAGGCUCCAUAUUGGUCAUAUGUUUUCACUAUCAAAAUGUGAGUUUGCAGUGCGGUAUAAUCGUCUUCUAGGAAAGAAAGUUCUCUUUCCAUUUGGUUUCCAUUGUACCGGUAUGCCUAUUAAAGCAUGUGCAGAUAAAUUAAAGAGAGAAAUGGAGUUAUAUGGUUAUCCACCACAAUUUCCUGAAUAUGAACAAAUUGAAGUUGUAGAUGAUAUAGUAAUAAAGGAUAAAGGCAAAGGAACAAAGAGUAAAGCAGUUGCAAAAACUGCUAAUGCAAAAUAUCAAUGGGAAAUUAUGCUAACACUUGGUUUAAAAGACGAGGAUAUAAAAAAUUUUACAGAUACUGCAUAUUGGUUAGAUUAUUUUCCACCUCUUGCUGUGGAAGAUUUAAGAUUAAUUGGAGUACAUGUGGAUUGGCGCAGAACAUUUAUUACAACAGACGCAAAUCCAUUUUUUGAUUCAUUUGUACGUUGGCAAUUUCAGCAUUUAAAAGCUAGAAACAAAAUAAAAUAUGGAAAAAGGUAUACAAUAUAUUCACCAAAAGAUGGGCAACCUUGCAUGGAUCAUGAUAGAUCAACUGGAGAAGGUGUAGGGCCACAAGAAUAUACUUUAAUUAAAAUGAAGUUACAAGAACCUUAUCCUUCUAGCAUGAAAACUCUUUUUGGCAAAACAAUUUAUUUAGUAGCUGCUACUUUAAGACCAGAAACAAUGUAUGGUCAAACAAAUUGCUGGAUUCAUCCAGACAUAAAUUAUAUUGCUUACACCCUAUCAAAUGGAGAUGUUUAUAUUUCAACAGAAAGAGCAGCUCGGAAUAUGGCUUAUCAGGGUUUCUUUGAAGAAGAGGGAAAGAUACCAAUUGUGUUAAAACUGGCUGGAAAAGAUAUAUUAGGAUUACCAGUAGAAGCUCCUCUUACAACUUAUAAAGUAAUCUAUACUUUACCAAUGUUAACUAUUAAAGAAGGUAAAGGUACUGGAGUUGUUACAUCUGUACCUAGUGAUUCUCCUGAUGAUUAUGCUGCUUUAGUAGAUUUAAAGAAAAAACAAGCUCUGAGGGAAAAAUAUGGAAUAACUGAUAAUAUGGUGCUACCUUAUGAUCCUAUACCUACUCUUGAAAUACCAGGAUUCGGCACUUUAUCUGCAGUAGCUUUGUACAAUAAAUUAAAUAUUCAAUCUCAAAAUGAUACUGUUAAAUUAUUAGAAGCCAAAGAAAUUGUGUAUCUUAAAGGCUUCUAUGAUGGUGUAAUGGUAGUUGGUGAAUAUAAAGGAAAGAAAGUUCAAGAUAUUAAAAAGCAGAUACAGAAAGAACUUAUAAACGACAAAAAAGCAGUUAUAUAUUACGAACCAGAAAAAACUAUAAUUUCAAGAUCAAAUGAUGAAUGUGUAGUAGCUUUAUGUAAUCAAUGGUAUUUGGACUAUGGAGAAGAAACUUGGAAGGAAGAAGCAAUGAAAGCCUUAAAUAAUCUCAAUACUUAUCAUGACGAAGUGAGAAAAAAUUUUUUGGUUUGUCUUGAUUGGUUACAUGAACAUGCAUGUUCAAGAACUUAUGGACUUGGUACUAAAUUACCAUGGGACGAAAGUUGGUUAAUAGAAUCACUCUCAGACUCAACAAUUUACAUGGCUUAUUACACAGUAGCGCAUUUAUUACAAGGAGGAACAUUCAAAGGCGAUAAAUCAAAUACAUACAACAUAAGGGCUGAUGAAAUGACGUCAGAAGUAUGGGAUUAUAUUUUCUUCAAAGAUGCAAAAUUUCCAAAAACAAAUAUAAAAAAAAAAGCAUUGAAUCAUAUGCGUCGUGAAUUCAACUAUUGGUAUCCAGUAGAUUUACGAGUAUCUGGAAAAGAUUUAAUACAAAACCAUCUAACGUUUUUUAUUUAUAAUCAUACCGCGAUGUGGCCUGAACAACCUGAGUUAUGGCCGAAAGGAAUAAGAGCAAAUGGUCAUUUACUACUAAAUUCAGCCAAAAUGUCAAAAUCGGAAGGUAAUUUCUUAACACUUUCCGAAGCUGUAGAAAAGUUCUCGGCAGAUGGUACGCGACUCUGUUUAGCCGAUUCUGGUGAUUCAAUAGAAGAUGCUAAUUUCGUAGAAAAUAUGGCCGAUGCUGGAAUUCUUAAACUAUAUAAUUUUAUUGAAUGGGUCAAAGAAGUGUUGGCUUCAAAAAGUACUUUUAGAGAAGGAAAACCGCAAACGUUUAACGAUGAAGUUUUUGAAAGUGAAAUGAACCUGAAAAUACGAGAGACUGGAGAAAAUUAUUCCAAAAUGUUGUACAAGGAUGCGUUGAAAACAGGAUUCUUUGAGUUACAAGCAGCAAGAGACAAGUAUUUACAGUUGAGUGCGCUGGAUGGCAUUAAUUGGAUGUUGAUUAUGAAAUUCAUAGAACUUCAAAUUAUUGUUUUAUGUCCUAUUUGCCCACAUGUAACAGAAUAUGUGUGGACACUAAUUGGUAAAGAAGGUAGUAUAUUAAAUGCUAAAUGGCCUAAAAUAGGAGAAAUAAAUGAUGUUCUUAUAAAAUCAUCACAAUAUCUUAUGGAUGCUGCUCAUUCAUUUAGGAUUCUCCUAAAAAGUUAUACAACGCCAAAAAAAGGACCAAAAGGAAAAUUUCAAACAUCAGUUAUAGAAAAACCUACUCAAGGUACAAUUUGGGUAGCAAAAACAUAUCCUUCUUGGCAAAGCACUAUUUUAACUAUAAUUAAAGAUUUAUACCUUAUAAAUGACAAACUACCAGAAAACAAAAUUAUUGCAGAAGAAUUGGGAAAACUACCAGAAUUGAAAAAGUACACGAAACGAGUAAUGCCAUUUGUACAAGAUAUAAAGGAGAAAAUGGAAGUCGGUGGAUUAAGUGUGCUUAAUUUAACGUUAGAUUUCGAUGAAUUUAAAGUUCUUCAAGAUAAUAAAAAGUAUCUUGAAAUUACUCUAGAUCUGGAGAGUAUUACAAUAAAGUAUAGCGAUGAAGCUCCAGAAAAAACGAGAGAAGAAUGCUGUCCAGGUGCCCCUUAUAUAAAUUUUUCUACUAAACCUGGAAUUUCAGUAUGCCUUAUGAAUCCACAGAAAUGCAGUGCUUUAUUUAGAACGACUAUAAAAUUAAGUGAUACGGAUACUGUAGAGGAUGUCACAUCGCGAUUACUAAAAGAAAAUAAGCAAAUAAAAUCUCCAUCGUCGAUUUCUCUGUAUCGUUAUAAUGAUCCUGGUCUGGGUCCCAGAAGUAAACCAGUGGUUGAUGAUAUUUUAAAAGAUAAAACUCAAAUUCCACCAAAUUCUACAUUUAAUGUUGAUAUGGAAACCAAAACUAUUAAAGUAAAUGUAGAAGGAACUUUGUAUAAUAUAGGUAAUGAAUUGGUGUACAUACAUCAGUCAGUGGAGGAGAUUUAA